AGCAAGUGGUCCAUGGGGGGAGAAGAGAAGCAGCAGCAGCUACUACAUAACAGAGAGAGACCCAAAAGAGAUCAUCUUUUGCCUUAUCUUCCUCCCAAAACAAAUCUCUCACUUCUCUGCACCCCGUGGUCUCUCUCUCUCCCCAGGUAUACUCCUCCCCUGCUUCUAGGGUUUUCUUCAAUCUCAUCACUCUCUCUUCUCCAAUUCAUUGGACUUGGUUUCUUGCUUACUCCCCUCCCUGAUUGGUGUACAUCUUCUCACCUCGAUCUCCGCUUUCUCCUUCUGGGUUUUGUGUCAGAUACACCAAUCGAUUGAAUCCACCCACCCAAUCGAUCAUCCAUAUCAUAAAGAAUGGCAGCUGAUCAGGGGAGGAAGCGGAUGAGCAGCGCCAAUGUUAUUGGUUUCAGUUCCAGGGAGCAUUACAGAGCCAAAAGGAAAAAGCUUGACGGUGCUUUGCGUUCGGGAGAUGAUCACAUCAGUCUUGAAUGGGACAGCAACCGCAGCAAAGUAGUCUCUAAGAAGGAACAAGUUGGUCUAAGUUUGAGGCAUCUUCGUGAGUUUGUUGAUUAUGUUCCUCCUAGGCGGAGUCUCUUGGCACAAGUAUGCCCCGUCCCUCGCGAAACUUUCCACCUGGAAAAUCUGUCUGAGGUGCUUUCUAGUGAGGUGUGGCGGAGUUGUCUAUCUGAUGGCGAAAGAGAUUAUCUUCAGCAGUUCCUCCCUGAGGGAAUUGAUGUGGAGCAAGUUGUUCAGCAGUUGCUUGGUGGGGAGAAUUUUCAUUUUGGAAAUCUUUUUCUUGAUUGGGGAACAUCUGUCUGCUCUGGCAAAGCUCAUCCAGAUGAGAUUGUUUAUCAGGAGGAGUCUCUGAGGACUGGUAAAAGGAGAUAUUACGAGGAUCUGGAGAAAUACCAUAAUGAUAUUAUAGAUUAUCUUCAGAUGCUGAAGGAGAAAUGGGAAAGCUGCAAAGAUCCAGAGAAGGAUGCUGUUAAGAAGAUGUGGUGGAGAUCAAGAGAAGGCAAUGAACGUGUAAACGGUAGCUGCCAGGAUCUAACUGCUACCUCGGACUCUAGUUCCUGGAAUGCAGAUGAUAAACCAUGCAAUAGUGAUAGGGGUGGAGAUGUUCGGAGAAGUAGGCCCAAGAGUUCUGCUGUGGAGAAAGAAAAGUCUCAAAGUCCCUUGAUUGCCCAAGAGAAUCUUGUAAACGUGGGCGUGAAAGCUAGAAACAAGGAUAAGCUACCAAAACAUAGCAUUCAGCAAACCGAUGGUGCUAAAUACAUGUCCUACCUCAAGAUAAGCAAGAAGCAGCAUCAGAUUGUCACAAGCAUGAAGCAGUCUGGUAAAAGCAUUCAGUCGAAAGCACUUAAUAAAAUCUUGGGUAACAUCAACAGUCUGGAUGUUCAACCAUACGGAGUGUUUGUGGAAGAAGAGGAGAAGAAACUGACUGCUCACUGGCUGCAACUGGUUAAAGAUCUUCCAGCAGCAUAUGCAGUAUGGAAAAAGCUACAGUUACAGAAACGAGAUGUAAUCAACUCUUUGGAAAGAGAACUGAAGGACAAACUCAAUCCAUGGGUGGAGGAGGAUAAACAUCAACUGACUGGUGAUUUAGCAUCGGACGACAUUAAAGAUUCGGGAAGUUUGGAUCAAGAUUCUGCCAAGAAUCAAUCCCUUUCAAAGGAGUCGUCGUCUUACAGUGACCAAAUCACAGAUUCAGGUCGCUGCUUGCAAGUUGGUGAACACUCCUCACAGGUUUCUUCACCAGACUGUGACAAUGGCGUCAAUAUGGAGAUAACUAGAGAAGAAGGAUAUUCUUCACUCGGCGAUCAAAAGGACUUUGAAGCAAAUGAUUAUUCCAGCUCCAUAAAUCGCCACUCUCUCCAACAGGCUCCAUUUCUUAGUGAGCCGCCCCAAGAUGCAAUCCCUGUAAGCAAAAACUAUGUGCCAGAACUAGAGAAUGCUUCAUCAGACGAGAGGAUUCCUAGUACUAGUUCAAGCCAUGGAGAUGAGUUGCAGUAUUGUUCUGGUGGGGAUGUGUGGCAGCAAGUGGGAGGAACUAGGCAGACCUACGUUGGCCGCCAAGCUUACACCCCGAGCGGCGGGUUGUCAAUCAUACACCGUCCUGAAGGUGGUGAAGAAGAGAAAAACUAUUUCAUAGAACCGGACAUGCGUGAAGACGUUGAUAGAAGGAAGAUGUUGCAACCGAGAGCAGAUAACAGUUUUGGUUCUUUCCCUAACAACAAUCAAAAUGAGCUGCUCCAGUCUUUGUUUAAAGGUCAAGGCGGCGUGGCAUCUCGCACCACUGAGCAGCUUCACUCUCUUCUUAAAGUCCCACUUAACGAGGAGCAUAAACAGAUUAUGCCCAUUGGUUUUCAGCAGGAAGGAAGCAACAAUCUGAUGGAGGGAAGUCAAUUCUCUGGUCAGUUUCAGCAUCAGAUGACUGCUGCACCACAAGCACUGUCUCAGGACCAGCCAAGACAGGUUGACAUCUAUGGCCAAGGAAGCAUGCCAGACAACAUUUACUGCGACGGACGUGGAUUCUUGAUGCCGCGUCCGGACUGGAACACCGGUGCUGCUCAGAUUGGAGUCACUACACAGCCCCCGUUGAACACUGGCCCUUUGUUAAAUCAGAACUGGCAAUUUAAGAGCAUGUGGGCAAACACAAACGGUGUUGGAUGUGCGAGCCAAAGCAGUCAUAACGGGAGCGAGAGAGAUCUGAACCUUCUCAGAGCUGCUACUAACGCUGAGCAGCAGAUGAUUCAUAGGGGAAGUAGUUCAGAUCAAAGCUUAUUCUCUGUUCUCUCUCAGUGCAGUCAGUUGCGCCGUUCUAGAUCUGCUUUGGAGCCCGAAAGUUCGAGUGCUCAAGUGGUUGCAUCUGGUAACUACGAGAUGCUCAUGGAGGGAGGCACAACUCAGGUAGGCAGCAGUUUAGCUCAGCCUACAAAUCCGCUUGAUUACUUAAGUGGUAGCAACCCGGCAACAUCUUUGAUGCCAAAUGAUGAAGCAUGGAUGAACCAGAGUCGCGAGAACUCUAGUCUCCAUGACCCACUAGCCAAGCUGUAUCCAAGGUCAUGGAACCCGUAACCAAUCGUGUGAAGUUCUGCAUUUGCUGAAGACGCACUUGAUCUUAAAGAUUAUACAAAACCUGAACAUGGGUUUCUUAGUUUUCUUGUCCAUUUAUUAAUAUGUGCAUGUACAUAGAAAGAUACAGAGGAACUUUUGUUUUGUACAUAUUUAGGUUUUGAGAUAUGGGCUAGGAAAAGAAUAAGGAUACUUCCACCUACCUUUUCAUUUGAAUCUUACAUUUCGUCCUUCCUCUUUAAAGUUAUGGAUUGUUUACGUA
This is a messenger RNA of Raphanus sativus (radish), 3334 nucleotides long. RefSeq lists its product as uncharacterized. The transcript has 10 exons. The record is from RefSeq and is a predicted model, not a curated record. The coding region runs from base 352 to 3075 and encodes 907 amino acids. NCBI's taxonomy places the organism in Eukaryota, Viridiplantae, Streptophyta, Magnoliopsida, Brassicales, Brassicaceae. Gene Ontology annotation, cellular component: Ino80 complex.